AUGUGACGUCAUCGUCGUCGUCUCCUUCCCUCUCCCUUCUCCAUGGUUACUGAAUCAGUGUGAACUGUGAACCGAACUCUUAUCAUCAUCAACAAAAUUUUUACAAUAGGUAAGUGUUUAGUAGUUUCUGACCAAAUUUCAUUUUGAAAUUAGAAGAAUUUGGGACAAGUGUAAUAAAUUCGCCAAUACUCUUGAACGGAAGAAUAGGGGAAAGAUCGAAGCAAAUUUCGAACAGUGUUUGAAUGAAAUCUACGCUGUGAAAAACUGCUUAACUAUUUGAUUUUCAAACGUCGAGGUUUGCAAAGGCCGAAGUCGAGCGGUCAAAAGUAUUAAUAUGCGACAGCAACAACAGCAGCAGCAGCCAAGGAUGGUGCAAGGACAACCGGCCCAUGUGGUAAAUGCCGUAAAUGUGACACAGCCUCUAAGAAUUUUGCCAUCGCAGAUUGUGACAACGGCAAGGAUAACACGAGCAACGCCUGUGCUUCAACAGCAGCAAGAUACCAUUGUUCUUACUCAAGAUGAUUGUGGUAAGAGUUUUCAUUUGAAAAAGUUCAAUUUUUCGUGGGCUGUUGAUAAUUUCUGGUCUAGCUCUACCCCUAGCGGAGCAGCGCCACCUAAAGUUGAAUCUCCAUUAUUUUCAUCGGUUGAAGAAGAUUUCAAGUGUCGUGUAGAAUGUUCGCUCUCUCCGAUGAUCAUCAUUAUUUCGUCCGCCAAUACAACAACGACCACGUCCUCAGUCACUAACAAAUCCUUUUCAAUAAAAUUGCAUAUCAUAUGCAAUAUUGGAAAAUACGAUGGUAUAUUGGGAAAUGUGGAAUUUUCUGUCGUGUCGCCCCAACAUUUGCAUCUCUCUACCACAACCACACCGGCAGUAAAGAAACAAAAAUUUAACCUCGACAACGCCAACUUGAGUGAGAAAUCGGGGCUGUGUACGGUAGAGUUUCAGGAUUUCACAAAAACUGACUUACUAGACAAUUGCGUAAUUGAAAAUAAAGUUACAAUUGCAUGUUGUGUCUUUUAUGCAACUUUCGCCAAAAGAUCACGUUGCUGUUCCGAUUAUCGUCUCUUCGACGACUAUGAACGUUUACUCGCUGAUGAAUAUUACAGUGACGUAACCAUCAAGACUAAAGAUAAAGAUUAUCCAGUUUACAAAGGUGUUUUAGCUGCCCGAAGUCCUGUCUUUGAUGCUAUGUUCCGAAACAAUAUGCAAGAGAAUGCGACAAAUGUUGUCAACAUAACGGAUAUUAGUCAAGAGGUUUUUGAAGAUAUGUUACUCUAUAUUUACAGCGGAAAGGUGAAAAAUCUAAAGUUAGCUUACGAAUUGAUACCCGCAGCGGAUAAGUAUGAUUUGAAAGGACUGAAGGAUAUUUGUGGAGCGGAAUUGUGUGAGCAGUUAUCCAAAGAUACUGCCAUAAAGAUUCUAAUACUGGCUCAUACUCAUCACGUGGAUUUUUUAAAGAAGAGAGCUCUCGAAUUUAUAAAAGAAAAUACGCGUUAUGCCGAAGUUAAAAAUUCAGAAAUUUGGAAUGUUCUAAUUACAUUUCAUGCUGAUUUGAUGGCGGAGAUGCUCGCUAUUCUUCUUGACAGAUAAAAACUUACAUACUUAUAGUACCUACCUAGGUUUUGUGAUUUUUAAAGAUUUAGGUAAGUAGGUACUUAUCUCAAGACGCUAAAAAUGAUUUACAUUUUGAUAAUCAUUUUUUUUCAUUAUUCUACCAUAAUUAAAUAAAUUGAAGAUUGUCUCGUAGGUAUCUUGAGAUUGGCUGUUAGUUUUUUUAUUUUUUUAAUUUUCGUAUGUAUUAUUGAUAUUUUUUUGAAAAGUGAAUUGCAAUUUGCAUGUAUCCGUAAGUGAGUUCUUCUAUUCAUAGCAGUCGCGUUUAUUGUGCAGACGCUGCGUAGGUAUACCUACGAUGAGUACUAUAGUACUCAUCAAUUUUUAAAAAAUGAAGAAUGUUAUUUUGUCAUCUUUUAUCCAAUAUUUAGAAUUAGUGUUUGACUGCUUAUUUCAUUAAUUUUGUUUAUAAUGAAUCCAAUUUCUCGUGAUUAAGAUUUUUCCCUUACAAUUGCAAUUGUGUUGUGAACUUGUGAUGAGCAGAAAUAUAAAGAAAUCCAUUCAUA
Molecule: messenger RNA, 2118 nt
Organism: Planococcus citri (citrus mealybug)
Lineage: Eukaryota; Metazoa; Arthropoda; Insecta; Hemiptera; Pseudococcidae
Product: protein roadkill-like
Exons: 2
Coding region: 335-1591 (418 amino acids)
Biological process (GO): regulation of proteolysis; proteasome-mediated ubiquitin-dependent protein catabolic process
Cellular component (GO): cytoplasm
Molecular function (GO): ubiquitin protein ligase binding
Source: RefSeq, a predicted model, not a curated record